This is a messenger RNA of Ilyonectria robusta, 2499 nucleotides long. RefSeq lists its product as uncharacterized. The transcript is spliced from 5 exons. Gene Ontology annotation, molecular function: translation release factor activity; transmembrane transporter activity. Bases 1 to 2499 code for a protein of 832 amino acids. The record is from RefSeq and is a predicted model, not a curated record. Gene Ontology annotation, biological process: transmembrane transport; translational termination. Lineage: Eukaryota; Fungi; Ascomycota; Sordariomycetes; Hypocreales; Nectriaceae.
AUGGCAUUGACGGAAAUGAAGAGCCUUGACAACGGGCAUGGCGUUUCGACGUUUCGUGCAAGUGAUGACAUCGAAGAUGCCCUCGAUCAAAACACCAUCCAAGACCCGGCCGAACCUCCGGACGGCGGAUUACGAGCAUGGCUCCAAGUAGUCGCCGGCCACCUCGUCGUCUUCAACGCCUGGGGUCCCCCAAUCAGCUUCGGCGUGUUCCAGCCCUACUACGAAACGCAGAUGAACCUCCCGCCGUCGACAGUCGCAUGGGUCGGCAGCGUGCAGAUGUCACUUGUGUUUCUCGUCGGUGCUUUUUCCGGACGGGCUUUUGACGCGGGAUACUACCGCUGGGCCGUGGUUGUGGGCAGCUUCCUGCAGGUUCUCGGCGCCUUCAUGACCAGCAUUGCGACAGAGUACUGGCAAUUGCUGCUUGCACAGGGAAUCUGCCAGGGCCUUGGCAGUGGAAUUAUCUUCGCACCGACCGUGGCCAACAUGUCGACGUACUUUAAGAGGAAAAAGACGCUUGCCAUUUCGCUGGCUGCAUGCGGAGGCACGACCGGCGGAGUGGUGUUCCCGGUGAUUGCGCAGCAACUGUUGUCCAGGAUUGGAUUCCAAUGGACGGUGCGUGUCAUGGGACUGGUCGUUCUGGUGGCGUCCGUUAUGGUCUUCUGUCUUGUGAGAACAAGGUUGCCUCCGCGCAAGGCUGGUCCGAUUGUCGAGUUGGCUGCGUUCAAGGAGAGGACAUAUCUUCUCUUUGCCAUUGGCAUGUUCUUUACCCUCUGGGCAACGUACUAUGCAUACAUUUAUGCUCGCACAUAUGCACUCUACGUCUUAGAUGCACCCUCGUCGACGUCGUUCACCAUCCUCCUCAUAAUCAACGCCGUCGGGAUCCCUGGCCGAGUAAUCCCAGCUCUCAUCGCGGACCGCUACUUUGGCGCAAUCGGCAUGUUGAUACCGACCGUAAUGGCCACCGGAAUCAUCGUCUUCCUCUGGGCCGAAGUCCAUGACCUCGCUGGGGACUACGUGUGGGCCGUCUUCUUUGGAUAUUUUGGAGCGGGCAUCCAGGGACUGUUCCCGGGGGCGGCCGCAAGCCUGACGCAAGAUCAAAGCAAGAACGGGACUCGCAUAGGAAUGAUUUUUACCAUCAUGAGCGUGGCUGCUUUGACGGGAUCGCCGCUUGCGGGCAAGCUGAUGGAGGUGACGGGGGGGGAAUAUUUGGCCGCUCAGAUGUGGGGAGGAGCCUGUCUUAUGCUUGGCGCUGGGUUGUUGAUCGCAGCAAAAGUUGCAAAUGCACCAAAAAAGGCAGUCAACGCCUCUCUCCUCGCCCCCGCGCUCCUCCAGCGCGCCAAGACGAUGGCUUCCGAGUACGACGGCCUGCAGACGUCCCUCAACGACUCCUUCGACACCGCCAAGGCCAAGCGCGUCGGCGAGCUGUCCCGCGUGGCGUCGGCGCUCAAGGCUUGGGAGGAGACGCAGUCCUCGGUCAAGGAGCUGACGUCCAUGCUCGACGACCCCGAACAAGACCCCGACCUGGCAUCGAUUGCGCGAGACGAGCUGGAAACCGAGACGGGAAAGCUCGAGUCGCUGGCCAGGAACCUGUCCGCCAGCCUGACGCCUCGUCACCCCUUCGCCGACUUCCCGUGCAUGAUCGAGUUCCGGCCGGGCCCCGGCGGGCUGGAGGGCCGCUACUUCACCGACACGCUGUUCAAGAUGUACAAGGGCCUGUGCAUGCGCAAGGGCUACCGCCACAGCGUCAUCAAGUACGAGUUCGCCGACACCGCGGGCGACAGCUCGUCGUCGGCCGGCGAGAACCCGCUCCAGGAGGCGGUGCUGGAGAUCCAGGACCCCGGCGCCUACGACGUCUUCCGCAGCGAGGCCGGCAUGCACCGCGUGCAGCGCAUCCCCAGCACCGAGAGCAAGGGCCGCGUGCACACGAGCGCCGUCGCCCUGUGGGUGCUGCCCUCGUUCCCGGACACUGGCAGCGGCGGCGAGGUCGCGGGCCUGGACGACCCGGAGAGCGACUUCUACGUUAACCCGCAGGAGGUCAAGAUCGAGACGAUGCGGUCGCGCGGCGCGGGCGGGCAAUCGGUCAACAAGACCGAGUCGGCGAUCCGCAUGACGCAUAUCCCGACGGGCACGGUGGUGUCGAUGCAGGACCACCGGUCGCAGCAGCGCAACCGCGAAGAGGCGUGGAAAGUGCUGCGGUCGCGCAUCGCGGACCAGCGGCGCGAGCAGCGCGAGGCCGAGGCGGCGCAGCUGCGCGACAGCGUGCUGAGCAAGACGCAGAUCACGCGCGGCGACAAGAUCCGCACGUACAACUACAACCAGGACCGAUGUACGGACCACCGCGCUGGGCUGGACGUGCACAACCUGUCGGAUGUGCUCGAGGGCGGCGACACGCUGGACAAGAUCAUGGAUGGCGCGAGGGAUUGGCUGGUUGGCAACGACAUUGCGCUUCUGGUUGCGGAAGAGGAGGCCAAGACCAAGGGUGGCAAAGGGAAGAAGUGA